Messenger RNA from Ipomoea triloba (trilobed morning glory), 1283 nucleotides. RefSeq names its product NADPH-dependent aldo-keto reductase, chloroplastic-like. NCBI's taxonomy places the organism in Eukaryota, Viridiplantae, Streptophyta, Magnoliopsida, Solanales, Convolvulaceae. Gene Ontology annotation, cellular component: cytosol. The coding region runs from base 90 to 1037 and encodes 315 amino acids. The record is from RefSeq and is a predicted model, not a curated record. The transcript is spliced from 7 exons. Gene Ontology annotation, molecular function: aldose reductase (NADPH) activity.
CCUCACUUCACGAGUUCAGUUCUCAGCUUCCGUGCUGCAUUUCUAUUUUGUGUGUUCACACUUGAUCUCUUUUCCGGCUGUGCGUAGCAAUGGCGGGCGCGGAUAAGUGCUUUGUGUUGAAUACCGGGGCAAAGAUGCCGUCGGUGGGCUUAGGGACGUGGCAGGCUGAGCCCGGUGUCGUCGGUCAAGCCGUUGAGGCCGCUAUCAAUGUUGGAUAUCGUCACAUCGAUGGUGCCCGAGCUUAUAAGAAUGAGAAAGAGAUUGGUGAUGUUCUGAAGAAGCUGUUUGCAAAUGGCGUGGUUAAGAGGGAGGAUUUGUUCAUUACCUCCAAACUCUGGUGUAGGGAUCAUGCACCAGAAGAUGUACCAGUGGCACUAAACCAAACUCUGCAAGACUGGCAACUUGAUUACAUUGAUUUGUACCUUAUCCAUUGGCCUGUCCCGAUGAAGAAGGAUUCUGUAGGCUUUGCACCUGAAUACCUUAUUCCAGCAAAUAUACCUGCUACAUGGAAAGCAAUGGAGGCACUAUACGAUUCUGGUAAGGCCCGAGCUAUUGGGGUGAGUAAUUUCUCGACAAAGAAGCUGGGGGAUCUUUUGGAAGUUGCUCGUGUUCCUCCUGCUGUUAACCAGGUUGAAUGCCAUCCUUCAUGGCAGCAAGCCAAACUGCGAGAGUUCUGUAAAUCCAAAGGAGUUCACCUCUCUGCAUAUUCACCAUUGGGUUCUCCGGGCACUACAUAUAUCAAGAGUAAUGUACUUAAUGAGCCUGUUGUGCUUUCUGUUGCUGAGAAAUUGGGUAAGACCCCUGCCCAGGUUUGUCUUCGCUGGGGCUUGCAGAUGGGAAACAGUGUACUUCCAAAAAGUACAAAUGAAGGACGUAUCAAACAGAACUUUGACGUCUUUGACUGGUCUAUACCUGAUGACUUGAUGGCCAAGUUCUCUGAAAUUGAGCAGGCAAGGCUGAUUAGAGGCACAUCAUUUGUGAGUGACACUUACGGCUCAUACAAAAAUGUUGAAGAACUGUGGGAUGGUGAAAUCUAAGCUUAAUAAUGACAGCUGAUCGGACAUUUGCAAAUUAUCAAACAGGAAAGUAUUGUUGAUCGCCAGUCUUACUAGUUAUCAUCUCAUAAUAAGUAGUUUUUCUCCUUUCUAUUAAUGGCUAGGGCUGCAGAGCCUAAUGUAUCGAGAUUCCUCUCAAGAUAUUAUGCUUUUAAACAAUGUUUCACUUUUGCUUUGGACACUUCAUUGUUUAAUUUGGCAUAUUGCCACUUGCCAAUGCAUUUUAAA